Molecule: messenger RNA, 4476 nt
Organism: Neoarthrinium moseri
Lineage: Eukaryota; Fungi; Ascomycota; Sordariomycetes; Amphisphaeriales; Apiosporaceae
Exons: 5
Coding region: 1-4476 (1491 amino acids)
Molecular function (GO): protein binding
Source: RefSeq, a predicted model, not a curated record
AUGGCCCAUAACAAGCAGCAACCUACACCGAUGGACGAACUCUGGCGCAAAGCUGAGGCUAGAUUCCAGCAACUGACGGGGUCAUCACUACACAUGAAGCCUGCGGCUACAUUGAAUGCAUGUAUCGAAAAGAUCGACAAGAUGGGUGGCACAGACGACGCAAGCGGCCAAGACGACGAUCAAGGUCUCCAGAAAGCGAAAGAGCUUGGUAUCGACACCUUGUACUACAUCAAGCUUCUUGGGGGCGUCGCUGCGCAGGCUGCCAGUAAUGUUUUCGCGCCGUCGAGUAUGUGCUUCAAUGCGCUAGCCAUUCUCCUGGAUAUUCCCGGAAAUGUCCACAAAUUCCACCAAGCAAUUGCUGGGAUGUUUGAAACGCUGGGUCCUAGCUUGAGUGCUUUCAGGGUUUAUGAAAGGAUAGAAAACUUCAAAGACGUCGAGCCUGAGCUCAACCGAGCCGUACACGACCUCAUGAUCAGCUUCGUUGACAUCUGCGCCUUAUCCGUUCAGCUUCGCAAUGGAUCUAAAUGGCGCAAAUUCUGGAAGGAUGCCAAGGCUGCGCUUCUGGACAAAGAUUCGGGCGUUGCGGGUGAGAUUGAAAACUUCAAGAGGCUGACCCAGGCCCACGCGACGGUUCAAGCAACGCAGACACUCAAGGUGGUGCUGGAAAGCGACAGCCAUCUCAAGACCAUUCUAUACCAGAAUGCAGAAAUAGGCCGCAAGACCGACAUAAUAGUUAGCGAUGUUGCCGUUUUGAGGGCUUCAAAUGAUAAGCGGACAUUCGAAGAUAACAAGCAGAAAUAUCUCAAGGUCAUUAAGGAAAAGAUUGGAUGGGAUGAAGUGGCAACGAAGCAAUCUGAAACUACCUGUGAAAGACUGCUAAAGGAUACCAUGUCAGGAACAGGCAAUUGGUUCAAGAACAAACAAGACUAUGCGGAGUUCCAUACUUGGGCUGAAAGGAACAGUCAGGACUCCAAACCAAUCUUCCUUGUGGUUGGUCCCCAAAAUACGGGGAAAUCUAUCAUCAUGUCCAACAUGCGACGCCAUCUUCAGUUAACGUACACGUCUCCUGCAAGGCUCUCGCCACGAACACUGAUUGCGUCAUACUUUUUCCCCUCUGUGGCGGAAAGAAGAGAAGAAAACCCGGCGAAAACAGCACUCAAAUCUCUCGCCGUACAGCUUGCAGAGCGCGAUAACGCAUUCGCAAAGGCUUUGUCCCAAAGAUGCGAAAAGGAAACUGAUAUAGACGCUAGAAUCAGAGACGGUUCGUGCCAAGACCUUUGGGACUUUCUCGAAAUAGCAGAGCCCAAAGGAAACACCGUUCAUUAUAUCGUGAUGGACGGACUUGUCUCCUUACAAAAGGAAAAGGCCGACCACUUCACUCAGAUUUGGGACAUUCUGGAGUCAGUAGGCCCAUCCAAAUCAUCUUUAAGGAUAUUGAUCUCGGUGAGACCGGAUAUGAUAUCUACAGAGAUGUCGCGGAUUUCUACCAACGUGGACAUAGUGCGAGCCAAUGCGGCAGACGUGCGCGAAUACGUUACCCAGCAGCUGCGCAAGAACGAUAUCUUCCAGGACGACGAUGACGACAAGCGAAGACAAGAAACCGAGAAAAGGCUUACAGCAAAGGUGGGCGGGGAUUUCAACAAGAUAAACACUGUCAUAGAACAAAUCAAUGCCGUCUUCGAUUCCAACGGUCCAGAUACCGAGGUCGAUCGAAUACUCGACGAUUCUAACGAUGAGAAAGCUACCUCACUGAGUGUCAUUAACAAACUCGAAUCCAAGUUGAACAUUGGAGAGAUCAAAGAACUACAGGAAUUACUGAGAUGGAUUAUAUAUGGCGAGUACACAUUCUGGUCGCUAGAUGAGCUAAAUGGUGCACUUUUUCUCAAAUUUGGAACAAAAUCAAUCGUCCGACUGCAAAGAAAAGUAGAGGAAGGGGGAAAAUAUUCCAGCAUAUUGGCCUUUGAUGAAGACAAAGAAGUUAGCGUCGAUGAGGGCAUUGCAAAUCUGCUACAACGGAAAGACAGGCAGUUCGGAGCCACAGACAACGCACCUCAGAUCACCGCCAAGAUAGAGAUCACCAAGGGAGAUAUGAAGAGCAUACAAUCAUUCUGUUGGGAUCUCUCCAAGAAAGUGGCCCAGAUCAGCUUCGACUUCGACAAGGCUGUAGAAGCAGGCAAUGUUAGAGAAAGCCUUCAAGUAAACAAGAUCGACUCACUUAUUUCGAUACUGAGAGCCUCUUUCAAAAUUCUUGGAAACACCCCAGACAAGAAAACACAGGGCCUUGGUUCAUACGUCCUUGCCUAUCUACCUCAACAUCUGGAAGCCCUUGAAGACACAAACACGCUUGACGCGCAGGAAAUAAGAGACAUCGGAGAAGGCCUUUAUGCUGUCUUUGAGUCCGGCGACGUAGUGAAGCGCCACUGGGAUGUGGUUGACUGGGUAAUUUGGUAUAGAGAUGCGGCUGAAGUCACAAUAAUGCGACGAUGGCUCUGCAACCCUAACAUAAGGAGCAAACUCGGCACAAAGGAUCGCAAAUGGCUGGAGGAAGUCGAAAAAGAUUCAAACCCGAAUCAAGCUCUAUUGAGACCCAUUAUGGAAAUGGUGGCUCGUCGUUGGCUACAAGACACAGAGUGGCCAGUAGAAAGGCUGUUUGAGUGGCUUCGCGGAUAUCUGACGAUGCCAAGUUCCGAUGCUCCUGCUUCGGUGAAACAAGGUGAAGGACAAACGGUCCCCAAUACGGAGAACGUCGACUCUCCAAGCCAGGAAAUAAACAUUGGCAGGGUUGCAAGCUGGUGUAAGGAUGUAUUACAAGUGAGAAAUGAGGACUCGACCUGGUUCCAACGCCUCGGGGAGACUUUCAGUUCCCAGAGCCAAUUUGACGAGGCUAUCAAAGCAUUCCAGAAAGCUAUCGAGUUGAAGGACCCUGACCCGAAGCUAUUGCACAAACUAGCGAGAGCGUAUGCCGACGAUGAGCAGCACCAGGAAGCCUGCCAAGUCCUUUAUCAAGCAAUAGAGUUAUUUGAGAAAGAGACAGAACUGAAGAAGGCUGAUCUCAGCAGCGUAUAUGUUGAUUUGGGGCUUUGGCUUAGCGAGCUUGAUGAUCCGUCUGAAGCUAUCACCGCAACAAAGAAGGCUGUCGAUAUCGAACCGGAGAACCAUGAGGCUCAGUUCCGUCUUUUGGAAAUUUAUUUGGUCAACGAUCGCGUUGAAGAGGCCUUCAACUUCGCCCAUGGUAUUUUUCAAACCUCAGGCACGAAUCAGUCCGGCGUCCUUAGUCAAGUCCUUGAGCGAAUGCUGCAGCCUGGCGUGGAAGACUCACUGUUCCUGAGGCUCUGCUCGAUACUUCAGAGCCAGCAAACCGUGCUGACUCGUAUCAUCAAUGAGAUCUCUUCGAUAGCUGAGAGACUUACAGAAGACGAUGACUAUGCCCGAAUGGCCUCACACUUUUACAAGGGCUUGGCCGCAUACUACUUCUGCGCCAACAACAAACCGAUUCUACGCAUUACGGCUCUUCGUUCUUGGCAGCAGUGCUUGGACCUUGCCCAAGAAAUCCGGCAGACGAUGUCACACCCUCCACAGUUGGCAGCUCUGGCAGCUCGGCUGAUAAGCGCUCACCAUUUCGAACAAAGCAGAAAUCCUGAAGAGUCCACCAACCUGCGGGCCCAUUUUGAUCGAAUGGCAGCAAUGACUUCUUUCGCGACUCCUAGCCCCUUUAUGCCAUCAGCAGCUAGGGUACACAUUGCUGCUUACCAUCUCAUCAAGAAUGAUGCACAGAGUGCUCGAGCAUCACUGCGCGCUUGUAUGGACUCAGCGUUUGACAUACUAUCCGACCAGGACAAAGAUAAUGAUUCUCUUGGCUACAUAUAUCUCGCUACAUCACUGCUUCACUGUGGCGAAGACGUGGAUGCUCUCUCAGCUUUAAGUCAACGUGUACCUUACCCAGACAAGGGGAACGUCAUGUCAUGGUUACUUGAAUUUGACGGAGAGGACGAUGACGACUUGGUGCGAAGCUUGACCUCAAGUCUUAUUGCCACCAUGGAGAAAGAGUGCAGUGAACGGGUCGCUCUUAAACCGGAUCAGAUCGAUUAUGUUCUCCAUGAAAUCGAGAAGCGCCUAUCUGAAGACACUCGCCAGCACGACUGGAUCGAAACAGACCAUCAAGCGCAGACUAGCUUCGAAGCCUCCAACUCGAAUGUACCUAGUGGCAUAGAGAACCUAUUGCCGGAACGCUCAGAGCCAGCUUCAGAACUGAGCAAAGCAUAUGCAAAAAUCAAAGCGCGCUUGGAGUACUGGUCCGAUUCCAUAACUUACAUCCCCACGUAUAGUUUUUGCGAUGGGUGCGGUGCUGCUUGGAACUUCGAAAAUUCUAUGCAAGCCUGUAAGUUCUGUUACGAUGUUUCAUUUUGCCAGAGUUGUUUCCGCAUCCUCCAGGAGGGCGAGCCGCGGCGCCCGCAGACUGUCGCUGCUCUUGCGUGA